Phalacrocorax carbo (great cormorant) is the source of this 1691-nucleotide messenger RNA. The record is from RefSeq and is a predicted model, not a curated record. NCBI's taxonomy places the organism in Eukaryota, Metazoa, Chordata, Aves, Suliformes, Phalacrocoracidae.
CUUUAAGUGUGAUUUCCUUCUAUUGUAUUUGAAUCGUGAUCAGGAAAAAGGAAAUGAAACCAGAGACCCGGGGCUGAGCCACGGAGUAAUAAUAAUAAUCCUAGCGAUGCCGAUCUGCCUCUUUGCAGCGCAGCCAGCCGGCUCCGGAGCAUGGUCGGAGGGGGCCGGGCAGAGAGCCUGAGCCGAGCCCGGGGAGCUGCGGGCUGAGGCAGGGGUGGCAGCCGAGGCAGCCGCUGCGCCCCCCCCGCCGCCCCGGCCCCGGCCCCGCAGGAGGAGCGCGGCGGGGAUGGGAGGAGGAAAUCCUGUGAAUGUCAUUGGGGGGCGGAGGGGGAACUCAGCUGGUGAAAAGGCUCCGAGAGCAGACAGCCUCUGCGGGGGCAGCGGGGGCAGAUCCCACCACAGGCACGCUACAAAGGAACAAUCCCUGCCAAUGUCAUCGGCCAUCGAGAGGAAAAGCCUCGAUCCUUCCGAGGAGCCAGUGGAUGAAGUCCUCCAGAUUCCCCCUUCGCUGCUGACAUGCGGCGGUUGCCAGCAGAACAUCGGGGACCGCUAUUUCCUGAAAGCCAUCGAUCAGUACUGGCACGAAGACUGCCUCAGCUGCGACCUGUGCGGGUGCAGGCUCGGAGAAGUGGGGAGGCGGCUGUAUUACAAACUGGGCAGGAAGCUCUGCAGAAGGGACUAUCUCAGGCUCUUUGGCCAAGACGGCCUCUGCGCCUCCUGCGACAAGCGAAUCCGGGCUUACGAGAUGACCAUGCGGGUGAAGGACAAAGUGUAUCACCUUGAAUGCUUCAAAUGUGCUGCCUGCCAGAAACAUUUCUGUGUUGGGGACAGAUACCUCCUCAUCAACUCAGAUAUAGUAUGUGAACAGGACAUCUACGAGUGGACUAAGUUAAACGGAAUGAUCUAGCAAAGACACGCCUCACAGUCCAUGAGAGACAUCUCACGGGCGACACCGAUGCAUAGCUGCAGCGAGGAGAUCAUCACUUGAGCUAUGGGCUUUGUCUAAAAUGGGGGGAAAAUACCACGGAGUCGGCCCUUUGCAGGCAGUGCUACGUAGAAUCUAAACUACAUAUAGGUGAAGAAGGGAGGCCGAAGCAAUGGUAGAUAGACUGACUUCUGUUAACAAAGGCAUACGGACAGUAACUGACAUCAGCCACGUAGGCGAGAGUGGGGGAACAAACACAACGCGAUAACGAAUUCUUGUAACUGGAAAAAGAGUAGGGACUCCUGUAAAGAGAUGUUAUGACUUUGUCACCUGCAGACUAGGAUUGUGCAAUUGAAUUUUCUUUUUGUCAUGUUUUAGUUACUGAGUUUAGACGACAGCUCCUAACGUAGACAUGAGGAAGAACACUGGAAGAAAGGGCCACCAGUUAGGUGGUCAUUCCAUACAGCCUUACACUUUGGGUAGGAGAGAAGGCAGGAAGAGGGUGGGGGUUAUUUUUGCAUGGAUUUUUUUUUUUUUCUUUGAGAAUGAACAGUGCGUCCUCUAGUCCCAAACUCUUCUUUAAAAAAAAUCCUGCUGAAUAGUCGUUUUCGGGCACUGCUGUUUCAAGAUGAGAUGUUCCACAGAUCAUUUCUAUACAAAUAUAAAUCUAAAGAGUUGUUCAACUAUUUUAUUAACUUAGAUUAUAUUGAGAAAGUAUUUGUUGUGUGUAGUAAGACUCUGCAGCUUUAAUAAAAAUAACAGAAGA